UUCAGAGUAGAGUGCUCUCUCUCUCGGUCUCGAUUUCUGAUUUCUCACUGUACGACCAUAUAAUCACAUAAAAGAGCAGACAAAUUAAUUGAUCUUCUUCAUCUGCUGUUCGAGAUUUUCGAAAGGAUGUCAUGUUUGGGUAGGAUUUUGUCGGUUUCCUACCCACCGGAUCCGUACGUUUCGCGCUUUUCAGUGUAUAAGCUGUCUUCACUACGGCGAAAUCGGAGAUUGAGAUGGCGAUUCUCGGCGUCGGACCCUGAAUUUUCUCCACCAGCUUCCUCUCUCGACUCAGAUUCUGCCGAUAGAUAUGCUGCCGGCUUUUGUAUCAUAGAAGGGCCUGAAACAGUACAAGACUUUGCCAAAAUGCAAUUACAAGAGAUUCAAGAUAACAUUCGAAGCCGACGAAACAAGAUCUUCUUGCACAUGGAAGAGGUAAGGAGGCUGAGAAUACAACAACGGAUUAGAAACACUGAACUUGGCAUCAUAAACGAGGAGGAAGAACACGAAUUACCCAAUUUCCCAUCCUUCAUCCCAUUCUUACCUCCAUUGACUGCUGCCAAUUUGAAAAUCUAUUAUGCUACUUGUUUUUCACUCAUCGCGGGCAUUAUUCUAUUUGGUGGCCUUCUUGCGCCUACGCUAGAGCUGAAGCUAGGUAUAGGAGGCACAUCAUAUGGAGAUUUCAUUCAAAGCCUUCAUCUACCUAUGCAAUUGAGUCAAGUAGACCCAAUAGUAGCGUCCUUCUCUGGAGGAGCUGUUGGUGUGAUUUCAGCAUUGAUGGUUGUUGAAGUUAACAACGUAAAGCAGCAGGAGCACAAGAGAUGCAAAUACUGUCUAGGAACUGGGUAUCUAGCAUGUGCUCGCUGCUCUAGCACAGGUGCUCUGGUUUUAACUGAACAAGUCUCAACCAUUGCUGGUGGGAAUCAUUCGCUAUCACCACCCAAAACCGAAAGAUGUUCAAAUUGCUCUGGUGCCGGAAAGGUGAUGUGCCCAACAUGUCUGUGCACAGGAAUGGCUAUGGCUAGCGAGCACGACCCUCGGAUUGAUCCCUUCGAUUGAAUCUGCAACACAGUUCACAAUCUAUUUCUGUCACUGUAACUAAAAAUGGUAUGUAUGAAUAAUUAGAACUGCAUCCUUUUGAUCUGUAUAUACAUACACAAGUGAAGUUUUAAUACAAUGUUAGAUUUGUAUUCUCUAAACAACAAAGCGACACUGGACCAGAGAAACCAAAAACUGUAAACUGGCAGGUUUUCUACGUCUU
This is a messenger RNA of Eutrema salsugineum, 1258 nucleotides long. RefSeq names its product protein ORANGE, chloroplastic. Lineage: Eukaryota; Viridiplantae; Streptophyta; Magnoliopsida; Brassicales; Brassicaceae. The record is from RefSeq and is a predicted model, not a curated record. The transcript has 8 exons. The coding region runs from base 127 to 1056 and encodes 309 amino acids.